CAAAGUUGGGAGGCGAGGACUGGGCGGAGGGGCCGCGGAGCCGGGCUGGGGCCGCGCCGAGAGGGGGAGGAGAAUGGGGGGCGGGCGCAAAGGACGGCGGAGCCGGCCGGACACCGACAGCCCAGCGGCUCCCUCCCUCUGCUUAUCUCCGCAUCCUCACUUCCCUCGGCCCCUCGCUCCCAGCAGCAUCCUCUGCAGACCCUCGGUCCACACUCCCGGGGUCGCCCCCCUCCGGCAGCCCCGUGGCAUUCCCUCCCCCUCACCGGACUGCCCGGGAACUUUUUCCACCAGUGCCCGGGACUGGGGGGCUGCUUCACCUGGGCGGGGUUGUCUCGGGCUCCUUGAGAGGCAAUCUCCAGAGAAGGACGUCAGGGUCCCGAGCAGACCUCCGCCCCCCGCAGCCUGUGCCCAGCCGUCCGUCCGUCUGGUGUCUGCAGCCUCUCUUCCCCUGUCCCCCAACCAUGACCGAAAUGAGCGAGAAAGAGAACGAACCGGAUGACGCGGCCACCCACAGCCCCCCAGGGACCGUCUCUGUCCUUCAGGAAACCAAGCUUCAGCGGUUCAAGCGCACGCUUUCCCUCAAGACCAUCCUACGAAGUAAGAGUGUGGAGAACUUCUUCCUACGCUCCGGCUCUGAGCUCAAGUGCCCCACUGAGGUGCUGCUGACACCCCCAACCCCACUCCCCCCUCCAUCCCCACCACCAGCAUCUACAGAGAGGGGCCUGCCCACCCACACCCCCUCUCCAUGUCCAAUCCCACGUCCCCUGGCACCACUCAAACCAGUGAGGCUGCACAGCUUCCAGGAAUACGUCUUCAAGCGAGCCAGUCCCUGUGAGCUGUGCCACCAGCUCAUUGUGGGAAACUCCAAGCAGGGCUUGCGUUGUAAGACAUGCAAAGUCAGUGUCCACCUCUGGUGCUCCGAGGAGAUCUCUCAUCAACAGUGCCCCAGCAAGACGUCCAUCUCCUUCCGCCGCAACUUCAGCUCCCCACUCCUGGUGCAUGAGCCACCUCCAACCUGUCCCCCAAUCAAGGAGUCCCCACCCACUGGGACCGGUGGGAAAGUGGACCCCGUCUAUGAAACCCUGCGCUAUGGCACCUCCUUGGCACUGAUGAACCGCUCCAGCUUCAGCAGCACCUCUGAGUCCCCUACGUUGAGCCUGAGCGAGCGGGAUGAGCUAGCAGAGGAUGGAGAAGGCAGCAUCCGCAGCUCAGAGGAGGGCCCUGGCGACAGUGUAUUCACAGCCCCAACCGAGAGUGAGGGGUCAGGAACAGAGGACAAGAGCCCUGGACAGCCGCUCCCCAAGCCUCCCCUGCGGAAGGAUGUGGGACCCAUGUACUCCUAUGUGGCUCUCUACAAGUUUCUGCCCCAGGAGAACAAUGACCUGGCUCUGCAGCCUGGAGACCGGAUCAUGCUGGUGGAUGACUCCAAUGAGGACUGGUGGAAGGGCAAGAUUGGUGACCGGGUUGGCUUCUUCCCUGCCAAUUUUGUACAGCGGGUGAGGCCAGGUGAGAAUGUUUGGCGCUGCUGCCAACCCUUUGCUGGGAACAAGGAGCAGGGCUAUAUGAGCCUUAAGGAGAACCAGAUCUGUGUCGGCGUGGGCAAGAGCAAGGAUGCUGACGGCUUCAUCCGAGUCAGCAGUGGCAAGAAGCGGGGCCUGGUGCCAGCCAAUGCCCUGAGCGAGAUAUGAGAGGAGCCAAGAGAGUCCAGAUGCCACUCCUACCCUCUCCUGGCCCUCACUUCUGGCCCUGGGAGGGAGCAGACCUCUGCCCAUAUUCUUUUACCCUCUGCCUCUCACCACGGCUUCAGAGCCUUCUGCACAAAGGAAGAGUUUAGUUCUUGGGUGGGGUUCCCAGAGGGAUUGGGAGUGGGAUAGGAGGAGGAAGUGGGAGGGAAUGGGGAGAGCUCUGGGAGGAGGAUCUAAGGCCCCCCAGUCCAAUUGCUAUGCUCAGACAGCCCAAGGGGGCCAUUCCUGGGAACUUUCCUGCUGCUGCUUCUGAAGCACUUUCUGGCGGUGACACAGCCUUUGCAUGUCUCUCCUCCCCCACCGAGCCUCUGCUUGGGUCUAUGUAUGUGUGACCCCACGGCUGCCCUUUUGGACAUGGGGGGUUGGAAGGGGCUUUGGGGCUGGAAGUGACCCCAAGUGUACUUUCUGGUCCCACCUGCCCCCUCCCUCAAUUCUCAGGAAAGUUCUGUGGGAAUCUCUCUCAUUACUUGAAAUCUGGGCAGAUGGAGGGCUGAGGUCCAGGGAAGGUGUGGAAAAUCAGAGACUGUUCUCUCAAAGAGAACAGUCACCCUGGCUUCACCCCACCCUUGUCUACGGGAAAAAGCUCCCCAAGAAUAGCCCAGCUUUGUUUUUAACUGUUACUAUAAGGACUGGUCCCUUGGUCACAGUGCCCCACAGCACCACUGUGAGGACUCUGGAAGCCCCUUGGUGGCUGGGGAGCCAGGGCUUCGAAGUUCCUGCCCAGCCCCUCCUCCCCCACACCACCCCAGUCCUGCCCUCCAGCGGCUGGCUCUUCCUCACCCUGUGCUGUCGCAGGGGCCUCUCUCUGCUGGCUGUGUCAGCACCUUCGUCCUGCCCAUGGAGCCCUGGGAGGAAGAGAGCAGGAGGUGGAUAAGGGAAGUGGAAUUCUGUUUGGUCACCGGGAGAGGAAGGAUGGUGGCACUCCAAAAGGGGGUAGGAUGGGCACACACAAAGAAGACCUCUCUGCUGCAGGUUGCUCUCUUUGGUGCCAACCUCUCUCUUCCCCCAGGGAUCCCUCUUGUGCCCUUGAUCAUGACAGCCAAUGCCACCCCCAUCCUGGGCACAGCCAUACCCUCUCUUGUAGUGGGAGGGACAACUUCCUUCCCACUGACCUCUGCCCACUCCUCCCACAUUGGGGGAGAAGCCACACUGCCCUGUUUGCUGCCACAAGGUCCCCCCAGCAGUAUCCUAGGGGCGGGCCCAAUGCCCACUGUACAUAAGGCUGCAUGAUGGGUCUGCUGGGGCAUUGCUGAGCCCCCAGGCCCCAAAUUAAAUGUUUCUUGUCCCAAA
This is a messenger RNA of Erinaceus europaeus (western European hedgehog), 3035 nucleotides long. It is a transcript of the gene STAC2, whose product is annotated as SH3 and cysteine rich domain 2. Lineage: Eukaryota; Metazoa; Chordata; Mammalia; Eulipotyphla; Erinaceidae. The record is from RefSeq and is a predicted model, not a curated record. Gene Ontology annotation, molecular function: protein binding. Gene Ontology annotation, cellular component: extrinsic component of cytoplasmic side of plasma membrane. The transcript has 11 exons. Gene Ontology annotation, biological process: positive regulation of protein localization to plasma membrane; positive regulation of voltage-gated calcium channel activity; skeletal muscle contraction. Bases 462 to 1688 code for a protein of 408 amino acids.